Molecule: messenger RNA, 1932 nt
Organism: Strongyloides ratti
Lineage: Eukaryota; Metazoa; Nematoda; Chromadorea; Rhabditida; Strongyloididae
Product: Cytoplasmic dynein 1 intermediate chain 2
Exons: 5
Coding region: 1-1932 (643 amino acids)
Biological process (GO): transport along microtubule
Cellular component (GO): cytoplasmic dynein complex
Molecular function (GO): dynein light chain binding; dynein heavy chain binding
Source: RefSeq, a predicted model, not a curated record
AUGAUUUCAAAUACAUUUAUAUUUUUAAAAAUUAUUUUUUUUAAUGAAAUGACUGAUCCUUCUAUAAAAGCUAUUAUUGAACUUAAACGUCAAAAACUAGCUGCUAUCCGUGAAGGAAAAAAGAAAAAAGAAGUGGAAAAAUUAACACUUCAGGCUGAAAAACAAAAUAUUGCAGUCCAAAAAGAAGAUUUUAUUCCUGUCAGAUAUACAUUUACUGAAAAUGAACUUCAAGGAAUUCUUGAAGGAGCGGGUAUUUCUCCCACAACAGAAGUAAAAGUUCCAAGGCAAAGUUUAGCAGCAAAUAUGUUAGACAAUUUUAAAACUCCAGCAGUUCCAACUCAAAGGCCAACUGGUUUGGUAUUAGAUUCAACUGAACCUGAUAUUAUAUCAUUCAAACCAAUUUGUCGUACAACAUGUUAUACAAAAUCUGUCCAGACAGAUGACAAUAACAUGGCUCAUGGAGAAUUUUUUGACGUUGGAAGUCAAGAAUUUUAUGAUGAGUUUGAUGACAAUCCUUUUCCACAAGCACAACAUAAAUCACAUCAUCAUAUGCCUUUUGAUGAAAGUCCUUCAAGUGAUAUUAAUGAACUUUUAACUAGUAGUGGUUUUAGAUUACCACCAACAGAAACCAAAGAAGUAGAAAAAGUUAUCAUUAAAGAACCUGUGAUAAAACCACCACCAAAUCCAUUAACGGAAACUGAAAAAGAACACAUAAUAAAAAAAUCUGUUGCACCAAGUGUUGGUAGAACUUAUAAAUUAUUUGCUAGAGCUCUUGCUGAAGAAGCAUAUGUUAAUGUUAAUUAUAAUAAUGAUACAAAAGAUAAACCUAAAUAUUGUAAUGGUGAAAAAUUAACUCUUGAGAGAACUUUUCAUCAAAAACGAUUAGAAAAUACAUUUGUUGCUUCUAUCGAUAGUUCUGAACAUUUUAAUGAACUUAUUGUAGCUGCCUAUGAUCGAAUAAAGAUAGAUCUUACUGAACCAGGUAGUAUUGUUAAAAUCUGGAAUAUGCGUUUUAAGGAUGAUGAACCAGAAUUUAGUUUGUAUAGUCCAACAAAAUUGACUUGUGCGGCUUUUGGAAAGUCUAAUGCUAAUAUUAUUAUUGGAGGAUGUUACAGUGGACAAAUUUGUAUGUGGGAUACAAGAGAUAGUAGAAAAACACCAAUACAUAAAUCACCUGUUAGUCUUGGAUCACAUACACAUCCUAUAUGUAAAUUGAAAGUUAUUGGAAGUCAAAAUGCAAAUAAUAUAGUUACUAUAUCUUCUGAAGGUAAACUUUGUUCGUGGUCACUUGAAAAUCUUUCACAUCCAGCUGAAACUUUAUCAUUAAAUCUUGAAUCAAAACCAGUUGCAUCAAACUCUCUCUCAUUUUUCCAUAAUGAUUCAAGUAACUUUGUUGUCGGUGGUGAAGAUGGUCAAAUUUAUUGUGGUAGUUGGAAUAAUGAAAAUUUAUAUGUUGUUAAUGAUAAAUAUAAUCAUUUUGGUCCUAUUUCUUCUAUCGAUACACAUAAAGCAGUUGAAAGUGCCAGGACAUCUGGCUUAUGUUUGACUGGUUCUCUAGACUGGAGUGUCAAAUUAUGGAAUAUAAAAGAAAAUAAAUUACUUUAUCACUUUGACAAUCAUUCAAAUUACGUUACUGAUGUUGCUUGGAGUCCUGUACAUCCUGCCAUAUUCGUAUCAACUGAUGCCGAUGGAAAAAUCUUUUUAUGGAACAUCAAUGAAGAUGUUGAAAAUCCAAUAUCAACAAUUACAUUAAAGAAUGAAGCAUCUGUUAAAAAAGUUUUAUGGUCUAAAACUGGUCAACAUUUAAUUGUUGGUGAUACUCGUGGUUGUUUACAUGUUUAUGCAGCUGAAGAAUCUUUACAUACACCCAGACAAAAUGAAUGGGAUCGUCUUGAGGAAAGUUUAGAUGAAGCAUCAUUAAUUUAUAAAUAA